This is a messenger RNA of Chondrus crispus (carragheen), 669 nucleotides long. RefSeq lists its product as hypothetical. The transcript has 4 exons. NCBI's taxonomy places the organism in Eukaryota, Rhodophyta, Florideophyceae, Gigartinales, Gigartinaceae. Gene Ontology annotation, cellular component: cytoplasm; Nem1-Spo7 phosphatase complex. The record is from RefSeq and is a predicted model, not a curated record. Bases 1 to 669 code for a protein of 222 amino acids. Gene Ontology annotation, molecular function: protein phosphatase regulator activity.
AUGCAAGCAUCAUUGCAUCCACAUUCUUCUUCACCACCGCCAUCAGCAUCCUCCCCCCCCCCCCCCCCCGGACAUCCGCCCCCGUGCGCGAACGUCAAGGUAGCGGCGCAGCAGCCGCUCGACCGAGUAGAAGAACUGUCCUUGAGACAGGCCGCACUGAGCAGCAUGCAGCGUUCGCCGUCUGGCUCCAGUUCGAGCCAGGGCAAGGCUCCGCCGCUCGACCCCGCUACGCAGCUGCAGGACAUCCGCUUGUUUGAACGGAACCUUGGCAAGUCUGUCAACUCGCUCCGGCAGCUCCGCCGCCGUUACUUGGUGGUGGUCGGGCUGCUUAUCGCGAGUUCGGCCUACUGGACAUGGCGUCUGCGGCAAAAGCUGACCGAGUCUGCCCCUCGCGAGACGCAAGAGUCAAUGCGCCUGUGGUUUGCGUGGGCGCUUUUGGGGAUUGCCCCGACAGUCAUCUUCUUCGCCGCCAUGUACCAGAGCACGGUGGUCAUGCCGAGCCGGUUUGUCGAGCGCCUCAACAGGUCGCUCUCACACUAUCAUGUCGCCUAUAGUGCAGAGAAUGGGCGGUUGUUGCGCGCGGCAAAGCCGGAGCUGGAGACGAACUUUCGGCAGCCGGUUCGUUUGCGGGCUUCGUAUCGAGGACGGGCCAAGUCGAGUGAGCGGUAG